GUCUGCCUAAUGACCUUCGCCCCUCACCUAGACGACCAUACGGACCUGGCGCCACACACCCUUUACAGAAAAAAGAUUAAAGUUAUCAAACUGUGCAUACAAUCAGGUAGAAUGAAUUCACGCUAUAAAUAAUGAUAGUUUACACGCAAGAUCACAUAUUUGAUUCCUGCAAAUAAUCCAAAUUGGUUUUGAGAAUCCUAGUCUGUGGAUCAUUUUUAAAGAAAUUAUCUCUAAACAUGUUAACAAGUUAUAUGAAUACAAGAAAGCCAACAGUAUUUAAUUGUCGAAUCAGUAGCAGUAGUAGUAACAGUAAUGAAGAUAAAAGUCUUGAUAAUAACUGUAGUAACCAUUCAGCAACAAAUAUUAUGGCACAGUUUGUGUGUAGUCGGUCGAAAUCUAUUCAACAUGCCAGUAAUAACAAUACUGGUACCACUUCUAUUAAUACUAAUACUACUGCUACUCCUAAUAAUUCUAAUCAUAACAGUGUCGUCGGAGAUGGUAUGAACAAAUUUAAUAACACUUUAAAUAAUCAUGUCCUGAUGUCAGACCCAUUUGUUGACACUACCACUUCUACUACUCACACUAUUAAUCAUAUUAAUAAGGACUUUGGCAUAAAAAACAUUUUAACGGAGCGGAAUAUAUUUGAUAAAUUUUUAAGUUGUUUUCGCCCAUUUAUUUAUCUUAUCCAAAAACAGAAGUCCUUUCCCUCAUCAGAUCAAGACUUACCAUGGGAAGUCCCAUUUGAAUCAGUGACCGAUUUAGUAUGGAUCGGGUCUGGUGCACAAGGUGUGGUUUUUCGUGGUUGUUUUCGUGAUGAAUUGAUCGCUGUGAAAAAAGUUAAUAAACAGUCUGACACAGAUAUUCGUCAUUUACGUUAUUUAAACCAUCCGAACGUUAUUAAAUUCAAAGGAGUUUGUGUGGAACAACCGUGUUACUGUAUACUUAUGGAAUAUUGUCCAUAUGGUCAGUUGUAUGAAAUAAUACACUCAGGCAACCCUAUAUCACCAUCUUUGAUUUGUUCAUGGGUUAAACAGAUCGCCGAUGGAAUGCAUUAUUUACAUUUAUGUAAAAUAAUUCACAGAGAUCUCAAAUCACCAAAUGUUUUAAUCGGUUAUAAUCACGUAUUAAAAAUAUCCGAUUUUGGUGCAUCUCGUGAAUGGACAGAGAAUUCUACUAAAAUGUCAUUUACUGGCACUGUAGCUUGGAUGGCACCUGAAGUAAUACGUAAUGAACCUUGUUCAUUUAAAGUUGAUGUAUGGUCUUAUGGUGUACUUUUAUGGGAGUUAUUAACCGGUGAAAUUCCAUAUCAUAAUGUUGAUUCAACUGCGAUUCUAUGGGGUGUUGGCAGCGAAAAUCUUCGUUUACCAGUUCCAGUGACAUGUCCUUCAGAAUUACGUGUACUUAUGAAAACAUGUUGGAAUAUCAAGCCAAGGAAUCGUCCCAGUUUUCGUCAAAUUCUAUCACAUUUAAAUGUAACCUGUUCACGUUUACUACAGUACACUGAUGAUGAAUUCAUUUCAUUGCGUCAACUAUGGAAAGAAGAAAUCACUGUUUACCUUCAAGAUAUUCGACUUGAAGGUCAGUGUACACCAAAACUUGAAGUGAUGUUAAUUCGUCGUCGACGUGAAGAAUUAUGUCAUGCACAAGAUAUUCGACGUUGUUAUGAUGAUAAACGUGAAAGAGCUAAUGAAUUAUAUAUGGAAUUGAAAAUAUUAUUAGCUGAAUGCGAAGAAGAAAAACGUAAAGCUGAACGAGAACGUUUACACUAUGAAUCGCUUAUUCAAGAGCUCAAUACUAAUCGAAAACAACAAAAUGAAUUGAAUCAACAAAAAUGUUCAACUGAAGAGAAAAAAAUUGUUGACAAUGAAAAAUUUCAAUAUUUCAAUGAUAUAGAAAAUACAAAUGAUUGUAUUACUACUCAUUCAAAUAAACAACAAUUUCCUUUUUCAACUUUAUCAACAUUUUCAUUAGGACGUAAAUUAAGUGAUUUUUAUUAUCGUCGACGUAAUGAUUUCAAAUUUACUAAAUCUAUUUUACAAUCAUCAUUAUUAUUACCAUUAUCUAUUGGGAAUAAUAAUACACAUUCAUCUAUUCAUACUACUGAUAUCAUUCAUAAAAGUAAUAUAAAUAGAUUGGAAUUAUUAAAAAAUCAUCAUUAUUAUUUUACAAUACCAAAUAGUUUAGAACAAUUUAAUGAGAUUUAUUAUUUAGGUUAUCUUAUAUAUAACAAUCUAUUUAAUAAUAAUACUACUAAUAAUAAUAUUAGUAGUAGUUGUAGUUCACGAGUUAAUAAAAAACAAAAAUGUCCAUUUUGUGGUAAUCUCUAUUCAUCAUUAAUAAAUAAUAUGGAAUUUUUAAAAUCCUACCAUCAUCAUCAUCGUAAUAAUCAUCAUCUACGUAGAGCAUUAACAUUAUCAAUGUUAGAAUAUAAAUUAAAAGAUCAACAAUUAACCGAUUCAUCUAUGAUUUAUAAUGAAUUAUACAAUACUACUAAUGAUGAUAAUAAUAAUAAUAAUAGUAAUAUCCAACCAAGUUCACUUCUACAUAAUACUAAAAAACAAUUUGCCAGUACAAAUAGUUUGCAUCAACUUGUAAAUGUCCCUUCUCCUCCACCACCGCCAGCAUAUGACUCUGUAAUAACAACUGACAAUCAAGUCGUACGAGGAGGUCAUCAUCAAAAUGUACCAGAACAAACCAUGGUAAGAUCGAAUUUCACUCAUAUAAGUGAUAUUCACAACAAAAACAAUAAUAACGGUAGUCAAACAUUCUGUAAUCAUCAUGAUCAUCAGACUGAUGUCACUUCUUCACCUUCAUCAGUAAAAUCUGUACAUCAUCAGUUAAAAGAUACUGUGAAAACUACCUGUAGUUGUACAACCGAUAUCACCACCACAUACACUACUACUACUACUUCUAAUUUGAAGGACAACGAUAAUUCAACCAAUAAUUCCGACAAGAUUCAAUUCGAUGUAAUGUUAAAUCCAACCAUAAAUGAAAAUAAGAAAACAAUGACAAAUGAUAAUGAAAUGUUGUUUAAAACCGGUUUAUCAAAAACAACAAUUAAGAUUGACAAUGAAGAAUCCAAAGAAGAUAAAAUGGCUGGAAUUCAUGUUAAUGUGAUAAAUUGGCUUAAUCCUGCAAACAAUUUAAUAAAUGUUCAUCAAUCAUCAAAUGUAAAUAAUUUAACAUCGAAAUAUUAUCCAACCAAUUAUCGAUUAAAACGUUCUAUUAGUCAAGAUUCUUUAUUAUGUUACUUAAAAAAAUUACAAUCAAUAAAAAAUAUCAAUGAAAAAUAUACUAAUAUCAAUACUACUUAUAACGAUAAUAAUAAUAAUAAUACUACUGAUAAAGAUAAUCAUACUACUGAUAAUGAUGAUCAUAAUAAUACUACUAUUAAAUCAUUAAAAAAUCAAUUUCCUCUGAUCAAUAAAAAAUUCUCUUCAUGUAUAUCAAUAUUUUCAUUGAUCAAUUAUUAUAAAUCAUUACAAUUAUCAUAUUUAACAAGUUUUAAAGAAUUUCCUAAUAAUCAUAUUUAUCAUCAAUUGAAAGUAAUGAAUGAACGGGAUUAUUUUAAAGCAAAUAUAAUUCAUAAAUCUUUUGUACAUUCUUAUCAACCUCAACAACUAUCUGCAAAUGAUGAAAGUCAUAUAGACUCUACUCUUGAUAAAACGAUACAAGAUCAAAAUUUGAAAAUUCUAAGAGACAAUAAGGUAGAAGAUGGAGAUUUGAAAAUGAUCACUACUGUUGGUUUUCCUUUCCUUGAACAUGUAAGCCCAUUAUGGUCACCAAGUAAAGAUUUAUCACGACAUAAACGUCAAAUGAUUAAAUCAAUGAAUAAUAAUAAUAAUAAUAAUAAUAAUAAUAAUAAUAAUAAUAAUAAUAAUAAUAAUAAUAAUAAGAGUGACUUUGGACUGUUAUCAUUACCGACGUCAGUUUCACCUAAAUACUCUGCAUCAAUUCCUACGAUACCGCGUCGUUCGAAUAGUAAUAAAAUCCAUGUUGACCAUAAUAAUGACAAUUCUGUCUUGAAUCAAACUACUCAUAUAUCAUCCGUUGUCACAACAACAUCAUCAUCAUAUUUACCUAUGCAUAAUAACAACAACAGUAGAGAAAAUCUGGAAAAUGAAAAUAUCCAAUUAAGAAAGUAUCCUGGUCGACGAAAUUUUACCAUAAAUGAGUCAUAUUUAAAAAAUUCUAGUACAACAAUGCCAGAUCAAAUAUCUCGACCACUUCGUUCGCGUUACUAUCAUCAUCGUCAUCAUUCAAGACUCUAUUCUUUCUCUCAACCUAGAAGAAAUAGUAGUAGUUUGUUGGAUUUGAAUUCAAAUUAUCGAUCGGCAUCUUUUUCUGCUUCAUCAUCACCACUCUCAUCGUCCAUUGGAACUCACACACAUAUGAGCAUUGAGAAUUUAGCCAAUGAACUACAAUCACAUAUGAUUGAUAGUUUAAGUGAUAAAGAAUAUCAUGUUCGACGUGUAUGCAGUAGGUUAAGAAAACAACAGCAACAGCAACAACAACAACAGUAUCAAAAACAACCUAUUCCUAUUCAAUUUACAACAGAUGAUAUUUCUGCUCCGAAUCCAGCCUCUUUAGCAUCUUCUCCAUUGCCACCACCUAUUACCAUCACUUCUCUGAAUGGAAGUUGUAGUAGAUUAAUAAUUUCUAAUGAUGAUAAUAAUAUAACAAAUGAAGAAAAUCCAUUAGUUGAACGAGUUCGUCCAGUAUUUCAUUAUUUACCUGAUCAAUCAUUUACAAUUGAGCAAAAUAAUUUAAAUUCACAAGUAUGUGGACCAAAUCCAAAAGUAUUUAUUACAUCUACAUGUACUACAAUAUCCAGUAUAACAGAGGCCGAGGCUGAUUUAAGCGAUGAUGAUGAUAAUGGCGAUGAUCAUGAUGGACCAGAAACAGAACUUAGUGAAAGUCACAAUGAUCAUAGUGUUUUACCAUUGAAUAAAGAAGAAAUAGAAACAAUGUCUGACGAUUUUUCAAAUUAAUCACUUGCACAAGAUAAAUACCAAUUAAUUAGAACAAUACUAAUCAUUAAUCCCGAUGGCAAGCAUAACAGUUCGAGCCCAGUUACCACACACACAUACACAUUGUGUGUACCGUUUUUCAACUUUUAACAGUUUUUUUCUAGGAACCCUUUUUGCCUUUUUAUUAUUUUCUCAUUUUUUUUCUCAACUAGAUAAAUCCGAUGUAAAUAGUUAUAUACUACUAUUAUUACUACUUAAUCAUAGUAAUCAUUAUUAUCAAUUAUUCUCUGAUAGAUACAUUCACAUUUGCCUGCUUUCUUUUAUGCCUUCAUAGAAUCUUUUUCUAUAUGGAUGGAUGUUUUCCAUUUAUGUAGAGAAAUCCACCAGUGUAUUGACUAUUAUUAUUAUUAUUAUUAUUAUUAUUAUUAACUACGUUUAUUUUGUGUAUUAGGCAUCUCAGUUAUUACCCUGCCCCCCUCCCUCUCCCCCCUAUCUAUUUUUUAUUUUCUUACAUAAUUUCAUUUGUCUUUAUUAAUAUUGUUAUUUAUUUUUUUAUUUCCCUUGAUAUUAAUAUGGUCCCCUAUCCACAAAAAUAGGAUGAAAUCUGCAUAGGAAUAAUAAUAAUAAUAAUAAUAA
Molecule: messenger RNA, 5606 nt
Organism: Schistosoma guineensis
Lineage: Eukaryota; Metazoa; Platyhelminthes; Trematoda; Strigeidida; Schistosomatidae
Source: the annotation of a GenBank genome assembly